UCGGGGUUUCCAUUUCUCUCUCAUUUUUCUCCUUUUCUUUCUACUGCCCUUUUAUCUCUUUUGGUGCCCUUCUUCACAUUCAAGCACUUCUAAAAGUGGGUUCAGUUCUUAACCAAGAGUAGAAUACAUAGAGAGAGAGAGAGAGGAGAGAGAAAUGGGAAGAGGGAGAGUAGACCUGAAGAGGAUAGAGAACAAAAUAAACAGGCAAGUCACAUUUGCGAAGAGAAGAAAUGGGCUUUUCAAGAAGGCUUAUGAGCUCUCAGUUCUCUGUGAUGCUGAGGUUGCUCUCAUAGUCUUUUCCAAUCGUGGCAAGCUCUAUGAGUUCUGUAGCGGCUCUAGCAUGGCAAAAACACUUGAAAGGUACCAAAGGUGUAGCUAUGAUUUGUUGGAUCCCAGGCAACCUGCCAUUGAGAACCAGAACAACUACCAUGAAUAUCUGAGGCUUAAGGCAAGAGUUGAGAUCCUACAACAAUCCCAGAGAAACCUUCUUGGGGAAGAUUUGGGACCAUUAAACACAAAGGAGCUUGAUCAGCUUGAGUACCAGUUGGAGAACUCCUUGAAAAAAAUCAGAUCAACAAAGACUCAAUUUAUGCUUGAUCAACUUGCUGACCUUCAGAGGAGGGAACAAAUGCUUGCUGAAUCUAACAAAGCCUUAAGAAGGAAGUUGGAGGAAACUACUGCAGAAAAUCCUCUUCAAUUAUCAUGGGAGGCUGGCGGACAGACCAUGCAUUACAACCGAUUUCCCGCCCAGUCCGAGGGAUUUUUUCAGCCUUUGGGGCUCAAUUCGACGCUGCAAAUGGGAUACAACCCUAUGGGUACAGAUGAGAUGAAUGCAGCAGCCCCUACCCAAAUUGCCAAUGGCUUCAUUCCCGGGUGGAUGCUUUAAUGGAAAAUUUGACAUUUCCUCUUGGGACUAUCUACAAGAUAACAAUUUCCUUUUCUUUUUGAUGGUUAUGAUGAUCUGUAUUGAGCAAAUUGUAGUUAUUGCUGAAAACAAUAAGUCAAUUUAAGUUUGUUAUCAAGGAAGACAGUGACAAUUCGAUCCCAAGGAACAUGGCACACCAUUAGCCAUGAGAUGUAUGGUUUGUAAUUAUAUGGAAUUGUAACAUACUGGAUUGUCUAAGAAAGCAUGGUAGUAACCAUUAGUUAGCAUGUGAGACUGGUUUUCUUGCUUUGUAUUGCAAAUA
This is a messenger RNA of Camellia sinensis, 1187 nucleotides long. RefSeq names its product agamous-like MADS-box protein MADS2. The record is from RefSeq and is a predicted model, not a curated record. Gene Ontology annotation, molecular function: DNA-binding transcription factor activity; protein dimerization activity; RNA polymerase II transcription regulatory region sequence-specific DNA binding. NCBI's taxonomy places the organism in Eukaryota, Viridiplantae, Streptophyta, Magnoliopsida, Ericales, Theaceae. Gene Ontology annotation, cellular component: nucleus. Gene Ontology annotation, biological process: positive regulation of transcription by RNA polymerase II.